Messenger RNA from Chaetomium globosum CBS 148.51, 831 nucleotides. RefSeq lists its product as uncharacterized. The record is from RefSeq and is a predicted model, not a curated record. The coding region runs from base 1 to 831 and encodes 276 amino acids. NCBI's taxonomy places the organism in Eukaryota, Fungi, Ascomycota, Sordariomycetes, Sordariales, Chaetomiaceae. The transcript is spliced from 3 exons. Gene Ontology annotation, cellular component: membrane.
AUGUCGACCAACGUCAAGUACACGCCCGCUCCGCAAGAGGACCCCGAGCUCAACUACACUCAGCCGCCCCCGUCAUACCAGGCUGAGAGCAGCUCUGCCCAGGACCAGGAGCGCUUGUUUGGGUCUCCGCGGAACAGCGAGGACAACGUCCCCGAUGAUUUCAAGUUUGGAGGCUCUGUCGCCGAAGCCACCGUCGAGAUUCGCAAUCAGUUUAUCCGCAAGGUCUACACUAUCCUGACCGUCCAGCUCAUCGCCACCGGCGCCGUCAGCGCGCUCAGCUUCAUGAGCGACAGCUACAAGUCAUGGAUCCAGUCGCAUCCCGCCAUCGUUUGGGUUUCGCUCUUUGGUUCCAUGGCCUGCAUGAUGCUCACAUACUGGAAACGCCACUCGUACCCCACGAACCUCCUCUUCCUUUCGGCCUUCACCCUUCUCGAAGCCUACACCAUUAGCGUAAUCGUAUCCUUCUACAGCGCCUCGAUCGUGCUCAACGCCGUCUUUUUGACGGCCGGCAUCUUCCUCUUCCUCACGGCCUUCGCCUGCCAGACCAAGUACGACUUCACGAGCUGGAUGCCCUACCUGUUCGGCGCGCUGUGGGGCCUGGUCAUCUUCGGUUUCAUGUCCUUCUUCCUCCCGCACACCAGCACGACCGAGCUCGUGUACGGCCUGCUCACCGCCCUCAUCUUCAGCGGCUACGUGCUGGUCGACACCCAGCUCGUCCUGCGCAAGCACCACGUCGAGGAGGAGAUCGCCGCCGCUAUCAGCUUGUACCUGGAUAUUAUCAACCUGUUCCUAGCCAUCCUGCGCAUCCUCAACAGCCAGAGUAACAACUAA